AUGUCGUUUGUGUUCGAAUGGGACAAGCUCGAUGACGAAGUCGCCCUGCAGAUCGAGGGAAUGAUCCACGCCCACUUUCAACGCAUCCCAAAACCAGCCUUCAUGGGCAACAUCGCCGUCUCAAAGUUCCGCUUCGGGUCAACACCACCCAAUAUCACUGUCCUAGACGUAACGGAUCCCUUGGAGGAGUGGUACGUCCACAUGGACCAGGAAGAGGCCCGGCUCGCUCAGGAGGCAGCUGAGGGCGGGGGAGGCGAGAGCAUGGACGAGGACGAGCUUGCGAGUGGGGAGGAGUAUGAUGACAAGUACUCGUAUUCGGAAGAUGGGAGCAUUGUCAUGGUUGGCGAAGGGGAUGACAUUGAGUACUUGCGGUCUGGAUCUUAUGAAGAGGACGAGCAGCUCGAGACGGAGGCGUGGAUGCGUCGGUCGCAGCGCCAGGAGGGAUCGGGAUCUGAUCACGAGUACUAUACAUCGACACGGGAUCACAACCAGCACUUCAAGUCUGCACUGGCGAGUCCGACUAGGAUAUCACCUUCGUCUUCAGCGUCGUCAUCGGGUUCUGGUCAGUCGCGCCGUCCUUCAGCUGCUCGUGACCAUCCACCAUUGGCGGGGAAUCGGUAUCACGGCGACAACAAGGAAAUCAAUGCCCCAUCAACGACGACCAAUCGCAGCAAUCGCAACCCAAAGCUGGGCAUCGACACCAGUCUCGGUUCGCCAGGACACGCUCGCUACUCUUCUUCAACACAACAUAACCCCAUCUCGACCAAGAAGCCAGCGACAACCCACAGCUUGAGCUCUCAUGCAUCGGAUGACGAAAUCGAGAGCGAGGCAUUUCAUACCCAGGGCGAGUCGACCAUCUACCAGCGCAUGAAGAAUCUGGUCCUUGAGCCCUCUAGUUUCUUGUCUUCAAGACCUGCCUCGGUUGAAGGAGAAUCGUCGGACGACCAACCUCAGCCAAAACCAGCAAUCACGCAACAGACAACAUUUGGCGCUCCAUUGUUCCCAACAACUCCGGGAGGGCCUAACGGGAAUACCAACAACGGACUUGGAUUCGGAUUCAAUGCAGGCAUAGGAUCGAGUCCGGGGUCUGUCAUAUCCUCUGUCAUGCAGACUCGUUCAAAUACUCGACCACUGUCAUCUGCUUCAUUUUAUAGCACACCUCCCGCGGCAGCAACAGCAGCUGGAGCAGCUACUUCUCACGCCUCUACAGCUCAACACCCUCAACUUUACUUUCCUGAUCUCUCAGGAAUGUUUGUCUCUGGAAACUCAUUGUUGGGAUUACGGGCAGGAACUCCUUCAAGGACGAUACCCAGCACUCCCCGAGGGUUCGAGUCACCCACAUUGGCGUUCUCGCGACGACAGAGUUUCUCGGACAAUGGCAGCGAUGAUCCUGCAGUGAAUUCGACAAGUAGUCGGUACUCGGCGCCUAUCCCAAUACCAUCUCAGAAUGGACUUGACCACCACCACCAACAAACAACCGAGUACAUGUCACCAGUGGAAGCGCUGAGCUUUGACGCGUUUUCUCGGCAACCCAAGGUGGUCGAGCGGUUGAAGGAUGAAAAUGGCGCCCAUCCUCCUCGUUCUCGGUCGGCGCAAUCGUACAAUGGAAACCAUCAGUCACAGCGCCAGGCCAAUCCUCGUAGUCGACCUGACCGAGGAGAACAACAACGCCAGGCUGACGGAAGGAGGCGAAGGAAGCGGGAUCAGGAUGAUGGUUAUCGCCGAGCAGGACCUAGAAAUCAACCUUCAUACCCUCCUUCACCCAUCCCAGUGUCCAAGCGUCACGAGAACGACAUUCAAAUGUUACUCUCUGUUCAUUACCAAGGCCAGAUGGGGUUCACUGUGGAAACAGAGCUACUUCUCAACUAUCCGACCUACGCCUUUUUGACAUUGCCAGUCAAACUGGUUAUCACCGGAUUCUCACUCAAGACCAAGAUGCUGAUGGGAUACCUUCGGGACCAUGUCAAUGUUAGUUUCUUGGAGCCAGAGGACCCUAAUGAAAGCAUCCUGUCCAAUGUCAGGAUCGAGUCUCAAGUUGGCGAUGAACAAAAGCAAGGCAAGGUUGAACGAUUUGUGGUGGAGCAACUCCGAAAGUUCAUCACGGAGGAUUUUGUCUACCCAAGCUACCACUCUGUCGAACUAGUACGUGCCCCUGCACCGGCGCCGCCACCAACAGCAGCAGCCGCAGCACAGCCUACAGACGCCGCCGCAAGGUCGGCACAGACUUUGAAUACAGUUGGGUCUGCUGGCCAUGAUCGAUCGUCGUCAUCAAAUGACAAGGCUCAGAGCGAGGAAUUGGAGGACGGAGAGAAGGAGGAAGAGGAAGAGGAGGAGUUGUCGGUUCUCGCGGCUCUGCAGGGUCAACAACCACAACUGCUAGUCUACAUGAGGCUUCGUCGCUUCGAACUCGACCACGAGCCGCUUCAACUUACAGUCUGUUGA
Molecule: messenger RNA, 2442 nt
Organism: Linnemannia hyalina
Lineage: Eukaryota; Fungi; Mortierellomycota; Mortierellomycetes; Mortierellales; Mortierellaceae
Source: the annotation of a GenBank genome assembly